Cucurbitaria berberidis CBS 394.84 is the source of this 790-nucleotide messenger RNA. RefSeq lists its product as uncharacterized. The transcript is spliced from 2 exons. Gene Ontology annotation, cellular component: membrane. The coding region runs from base 93 to 587 and encodes 164 amino acids. Lineage: Eukaryota; Fungi; Ascomycota; Dothideomycetes; Pleosporales; Cucurbitariaceae. The record is from RefSeq and is a predicted model, not a curated record.
AACCUGAGCCCUCUAUAGAGGUACACUCAAUCCAAAGACUUAAAACCUCGCUGGUCCCAAUUCUCACGAACCAACCCAACAAUCAAAUCAUCAUGUCUUCUAACACCCUCAACUACCCACUCCUCGCCAUCCCAGCAUACUAUGUCUUCUCUCUAGCACCCCACAUGUACGCCGGCAGCCUCCUCGCCUCGAACGGCUACAAAAUCAACAAUGCAAACCCAAAAGCCUCCUUGUCGCCAUCCGCCGUAAAGGGCAAAGUUCCCGACGCAGUGUUCCAGAAAUACCAGCGUGCUGAAAACGCACAAUCAAAUAAUAUAGAGCAAUUCCCCAUAUUCGCUGUCGCCAUCUUAGCCAGUAUUGUCGCUGAGAGGACGACUGCAACUGGCUUGGGAAGGGAGGUAGUAAGCGGGGAUGCUACCGGGCUGAGUACCUUUGUGGGUCUUUGGUUUGUUGUUCGGACUUUGUAUACGGUUGCAUAUGUGCAAAUCAGUGAUCAUGCGACGAGUUUUAUUAGGAGCUCGCUGUGGGCUAUUGGAAGUGGGUUAGCAGUGUGGCAGGUCUACAAGGCUGCGCUGCUUCUAGGAUAGAUAAUCUUAGCUGUGACGGAGUUGAGGCUUGCAGCUUGGCUGGUGGAGCUGAAAACUAGCGACUCAGUAUCGAUAAGCCAAGCAUCCUUCCAAAGAGGGACACUUUGAAGAGCAUUUGUGUGACGAACAGAUACCCGUUGUAAUCAUCUACACGUCAUAAGAGAGAAUGUAUCAAAGUUCAAAAGAACAAUUCAAAAUUCAGU